AUGGACCGCAAGAAACUGAACAACUUCCGCUCAAGGUGCAAGAAAGCAAGGUCGACAGCAAUGCUCGUCUACCACUUUUUAUUCGCGGGUGGGGCAAUCACAUUCAAAGGCGCAAAACAGUCAAAUUAUGCGCUUAAAGUGUUGAUUGGGAAGGAAGCGGUCUUCCAACGGAAGGUGUAUUCUCAACAAAUGAUCGACGAAAUUUCCACUGUUUUCUGUCGGAAGAUGGACUCCAUCAUCUUCGAGGCGCGCAACCUCAAAUUUAAUACGAUCGCAAUUAACCUCACGAAACUCAAUAGAGCAAAUCAAGACACACAGAUGAAGGAAGACGCCCCACAAACACUCAUCACAAUUUGUCGUAAUAGAGAAGCCGCGUUCUCCAAUUUUUUGGCAUUCAUACUGAUUGAAAGGGGAUUUGUUCUGAACAUGGCUAUGACUACAAUGAAGGCAUCUAUAAGCUCAAUGCAUUUGUAUGUGUGGGAUUCAAUCAUCGAUCCACUCGGAAAUGUGUUCUCUCCAAAAACACAUGGAGAUAUGUUGGGGAGACUCAUCGACGACAUCCAAAACUGUAAAAUUAAAGGAUCAGUCACGUUGGAAGACUUACUCCAUCGGAAAGAAACACCAAGCGCGUUUAUCCCAACAGACAGGAAUCUGUACACAGUUGUGUAG
This is a messenger RNA of Entamoeba invadens IP1, 669 nucleotides long. RefSeq lists its product as hypothetical. The transcript has a single exon. Lineage: Eukaryota; Evosea; Mastigamoebida; Endamoebidae. The record is from RefSeq and is a predicted model, not a curated record. Bases 1 to 669 code for a protein of 222 amino acids.